Molecule: messenger RNA, 3064 nt
Organism: Thalassophryne amazonica
Lineage: Eukaryota; Metazoa; Chordata; Actinopteri; Batrachoidiformes; Batrachoididae
Product: histone-arginine methyltransferase CARM1
Exons: 17
Coding region: 37-1929 (630 amino acids)
Biological process (GO): peptidyl-arginine methylation
Molecular function (GO): protein-arginine N-methyltransferase activity
Source: RefSeq, a predicted model, not a curated record
CCACUUGUGGCCGGAGGGUGCCGCUAUUGCAGCGCUAUGCCGUGUGGCCGGCCCCGGUCUGCCUUUAGCGGAGAGCAGCGUCUGGUCGGAUGUGAGCGCCGCCGAUCUGUCUCUACUUCCAGAUCGAAGAUGGCGGUCUCGGUGUUCCCCGGCGUGCGGCUCCUCUCCAUCGGAGACGCGAAUGGAGACAUACAACGGCACUCAGAGCAGCAGCCGCUGCGGUUAGAAGUGAAAACCACACAAGAUGCUGCCCUCAUCAAUCUCUCCAAUGGAGAGGAGGCGAGUGUGUUCAAGUGUUCCGUUUCCAGGGAGACGGAGUGCACCCGCGUGGGGAAGCAGUCAUUCAUCAUCACACUGGGCUGCAACAGCGUCCUGCUGCAGUUUUCCUCACCAGCAGACUUUCAGUCCUUUUAUAACCUCUUGAAAAAUUGCCGUGGGCACAACAGUGAAGGCUCAGUUUUCAGUGAGAGGACAGAGGAGUCCUCUGCUGUACAGUACUUCCAGUUUUAUGGCUACCUCUCCCAGCAACAGAACAUGAUGCAGGAUUAUGUUCGGACAGGGACCUACCAGCGGGCUAUUCUUCAGAAUCACACUGACUUUAAGGACAAGGUGGUGUUGGAUGUUGGCUGUGGUUCAGGAAUCCUCUCUUUCUUUGCCGCCCAAGCUGGAGCCAGGAAAGUCUACGCUGUGGAGGCAAGCACGAUGGCACAACACGCUGAGGUGUUGGUGAACAGUAACCGUCUUGGGGACCGCGUAGUUGUCAUACCCGGGAAGGUGGAGGAGGUGACUCUGCCCGAGCAGGUGGACAUCAUCAUCUCCGAGCCUAUGGGCUACAUGCUGUUUAAUGAGCGCAUGCUGGAGAGUUACCUGCAUGCAAAGAAAUUCCUCAAACCUAACGGUAAAAUGUUCCCUACUAUUGGUGAUGUCCACCUGGCCCCCUUUACAGACGAGCAGCUCUACAUGGAACAGUUCACCAAGGCCAACUUCUGGUACCAGCCUUCCUUCCAUGGUGUAGACCUCUCAGCCCUGAGGGGGGCAGCGGUAGACGAGUAUUUUAGGCAGCCCAUUGUGGACACAUUUGAUAUCCGUAUUCUGAUGGCUAAGUCGGUCAAAUACACAGUCAACUUUCUGGAGGCCAAAGAAGAGGAUCUCUACAGGAUAGAGAUUCCCUUUAAGUUCCACAUGAUGCAUUCGGGUCUCGUGCACGGCCUAGCGUUCUGGUUUGAUGUGGCGUUUAUGGGAUCAGUGAUGACAGUGUGGCUGUCCACAGCACCCACAGAGCCACUCACCCACUGGUACCAGGUACGCUGUCUACUGCAGUCACCCCUCUUCACCAAGGCUGGAGAUACGCUGUCUGGCACAGCCCUCCUAGUGGCCAACAGGAGACAAAGCUACGACAUCAGUAUUGUUGCCCAGGUGGAUCAGACAGGAUCAAAGUCCAGUAACCUUCUGGACUUGAAGAACCCGUUUUUCAGGUACACAGGCACCAACCCCAACCCCCCUCCUGGCUCACACUACACUUCCCCUUCAGAGAACAUGUGGAACACGGGUGCUGCCUACAGCAUGAGUCAGGGGAUGGCUGUAUCAGGGAUGCCGGCAGCUUAUGACCUCAGCACAGUCAUCGGCAGCGGCCCAUCAGUGUCUCACAACAACCUCAUCCCUCUGGACGGGCCACGACACCCAUCAGCUGAGUUGGCAUGGAAUGACCCUUUAGAAAAAGUGAACACAGGAAUUGUAAACCACACCCACUCCAGAAUGGGCUCCAUCAUGAGCACAGGGAUUGUCCAGGGAGCUAAUACGGGCCAAUCGGGCCCCACCAGCAGUGGUACUUACUAUCCUGUCACCAACCAGUUCACCAUGGGGGGUGCUGCCAUCUCCAUGGCCUCGCCAAUGGUCAUCCCCAGCAACACCAUGCAUUAUGGCAGUUAAAGCAAAGACGUCCUCACCACCCCCCACAAAUCCCGCAUGACAAGAGAUCCUCUCCUCGUGGAAACCCCUCAGUCCUCCUCCCCAGCCCACCAUCCUAACUGACUUCCCAGCCGCGGCCAAAACCAGUAUACCAAAACCAGUGCUGUAGUGGCACAUCCUCCCUGUUGUCACCCUCCAUUUUGUCUGUCUGUGUAUGAACGGUUGUACGCUCUUAUAUCCGUCCAGACUCUUGUCUUGCUACCAGUUGAGACCCCCUCUUCCCUUCCCAGUGAUUCACGGGACUAUGACAUGCACAGCUGAAGCGCACCGCAGGUGUGGUCUGGUCCCUGCGUGGGUUUCUGCCCUCUUCUUUCACUGUUUUCUCAGACUUUCCACUCCCCUUCCUCCCUUUUGUUUUUUUUUUGGUCUCUUCUUCUCUGAAGAACUUUUUGCUAGACACCAAGUCUCUCUUUUUUUCUUCUUCUUCACAAUCUACCCCAGACCUACACUAAAAUGAUAAACUCUUCAUUUGUACAGUAGGACACUAUGUGGACUUUUUCAUCAUCAACACUCUGAGCUGCUGUGACUAUGCAUAUCACAAAUUCAAGGUCAGUUUUCACUGACUGGUUUAUUUAAAGGACAGUUCACUCAAAUUCCCACAAACCCUUCAUGUUGACCCACUUUGAGCCAGCCUUUCAGAAGAGCAACUUCCCAAAAAUCUAGACGUUCACUUUAUUGUAUUGGAUAAUUUAGAUUAAAUCCAGUUUAAACCAUUUUAGAGCAUCAUCUGUAACAAGUGUUAAGGUGAAUUCCUAUGUUUUUCAACCCGUGCUUAAUUUUUAGAUAUUUUGGGGGUCAUCUUUUCACUCAGGACAAAAAAUUAGUUUAAUAUUGAUUUGGAACACAAGCACCAUCAUGGGUUUGCAGUCUGCAUGAUGUUAUUGUACGGGGCAAGCUAAAGACACUCACAAUAAACUGCUACUUGUUGUUGCUGAACAGGUGAAAAUGUCAUUGUUUAAUGGAAACAGUUUUUAAGACAUUAGGCUUCUUCUGUAAGACAGAGCUGUUUAUCCUCAAUCAACUUGCAGCAACUUGGAGUGCAGUGCCACCAAAUGGACUGGAGGCUAAAGUAAGCGACUAGCUGUGUAAUCGGUCA